Dreissena polymorpha is the source of this 5345-nucleotide messenger RNA. Its product is annotated as receptor-type tyrosine-protein phosphatase F-like. The coding region runs from base 238 to 4551 and encodes 1437 amino acids. NCBI's taxonomy places the organism in Eukaryota, Metazoa, Mollusca, Bivalvia, Myida, Dreissenidae. Gene Ontology annotation, molecular function: protein tyrosine phosphatase activity; protein binding. The record is from RefSeq and is a predicted model, not a curated record. Gene Ontology annotation, biological process: protein dephosphorylation. The transcript has 29 exons.
UGUAAAACGGAGGCAGCUGAAUGUUCUGUAAAUGAAAGAAAAUGUCUAUGUCCUAUAGAUCGCUUUUAUCGUAACCGCACGAAUACUUGUGAAACGCUGCCAGACUGCGAACAAAACUGGUUGAUAAAUCAAGUGACAACAAAGUCAAUAACAUUUACAGAAAACCAAAGUCCUGAAAGUUUCGGCUAUUAUGUUGUUGAAUUGAAUAAUGUCGAAAGUUUUACGCUUAACGAGAACAUGAAGUGUCAUGAUAUGGAAGUCUGUGCUUUUUCAAAGGACGUUAAAAUAUUAAACAUAUCUGGACUUGAAUCUGGUUUGCUCUAUAACUUUUCGUUUAAGACGGCGAAAGAAAAGGAACAAAAUAUAAGCUAUGCUGUUAGCAAAAACAUUUGCCAGACAUUCAGCCUAUAUACUGCCCCUGAACUUCCAAAAGACAUUACAAUACCAACUGAAAGAAUAAAUUCCUCCAGCUUCGUGGUGCAAUUUUCUGAUCAUCAAGCCCUAAAUAACUUUAUAGACUGGCACCUGGAUGUAUACAAUAAUGGCGAGUUCAUAACCAAUAUGACACAGCCUAAAGCAAUAUCGAUGAUGACAAUCUCUGAAGGCAUACAAGAAUCUACGACUUACACAGUUUCAAUUUUUACCGUUGCUCUAAAUCAGACGAGUAUAUCAGAAAAUGUCACCGUAAACACCAGGCCAAUAGACACAUCACCAGCUCAAUUUUAUAAUGUAUCUGAAAACAGCAUUUUCCUUCAUUUCAACUGCGUCGAUCCAACUACAAAGUACACACACAUUGUUACAACCACUUGUCAGAUAAACUUUGGGGGCCCUUGCAAACCCCACGGUUCAAAUGGUACUUUUGAAAGAUGCACCAAGCCUGUUGAAGUAAAAAUUUCUGAUCUUAAACCUGGAACGUUAUAUACCGUAACAAUACACACAUCUUUCAAGGGAAUGCUUAACUCUGUGCCACAAACUAUUUCAUCUUAUACGACACCAAACAUCGUCAACAAGACAAGUAUUAAAAUAGCUUCAUCAACAACCAGCUCAAUGCGAGUGAUGUGGGGAAAUGUAACAGAAACAUUUAAUGGAUACAAUGUACAUUUUAACUGCACUAGUCCUAAUAUCAACUCAAAAAGCAACGCGACAUUCGACCCGACAGUGUAUUCAAAUGAGGCCUCUGUUUCUGGUCUCGAUCCUGGAACAUUUUGUUCGAUAAAUCUAACGACAUUUUUGAAAACUGGAGAAUUCGGAAAUUUAUUCAGUGGUGUGGUUGAGGUCAGACUUAAUGAAAGCACGAACGAGACCGCGCCUGGUAGCGUACAAAGUGCGCAAAUUUCAGAAACGACAUCGAUGCGUUCUACUCUACACUGGUCGACACCUUUCUUAAGAAACGGAAUCAUCCGACAUUACGUUACAUGGAUUACUGAACAAAAUGACUCGUGUUUACGACUAUCGUUGUGGAAUUUCUCAGCUUAUGAUGAUUUAUAUCCAAUCAACGCGAAUUUAUUAAGGAAUAUAUCCUGUUCAUAUAACGAAACGAACACGUUUUCGUCUGAGACGCAGCUUUCUUGGUCUUUGACGGGCUUACAUCCAUUCCGAAAUUAUACGGCAUAUAUUGCUGCUUAUACAGUGGACCUGGGACCCCAAACUACUGUCCAGAUUGACACAUUGGAAGAUAUUCCAGGUAAACCAGUGAGUUUGAGGGAUGAAGAGAAAACCUCCAAUUCAAUAAAAAUGCAUUGGUCGGCACCGCUGGAAAGAAAUGGAAUUGUUUUGAAUUACACGGUGAAAUACAGGUUCGACGAACGAGAGUGUCGCAAGAAAGGUGCAAUAAAAGAAGUUAGUAAAACAUCUGAAACCUCUUUGACACAAAUGGAAUUAACCGAGUCUAUCUAUUCAUAUUGGGAUUAUAAUAUAUCAGUAAAAGCUACAAACAAGAUUGAUUCUGGCAAUUAUUCAGAUGUUUAUUCCGUGAAAACAAAUGAGUCAAAUCCUGAUACAGUUAAUGAAAUCACUUCCGAAUUCGUCUUCGCACAAAAUGCUACAAUAAUAUGGAAGGCUCCUUGUUAUGCAAACGGAGUUCUUAGACAUUUUUAUGUGGAAAUUACAAAUGAAACAACACGUGACAACAAAAGUGCUUGGAAAUAUACCGCAAAGGUGAACGCCACAUUACAUGAGCUGGUUGUUCAUCAAUUAUUGCCAUUUAGAAAUUACAGCGUUAAAAUAUUCGCGGAAAACACAUAUUACAAUGGGACCUACAACGCAUCACAUGAAUUCCGAACGGCCAUUGACGAUCCGGAAAAAACAACUGGAUUAAGUCAGAACCUGACGUUUCCAUAUUCUGUUAAGUUGUCUUGGGAUCGUGUGAAAAAAUACACUGGACCAACAAAGUACAUUAUCAACGUCGUUGACCUUAGCACACAUGAACUUUUUACAACGUUUAAUACAACAGUUGGAUAUUGGCUAAAUGAACUAGCAACCGAAGCAUUGAUUGUUGAACUCGAUGCCUACUGGCAUUACACUGUUUCUGUAACGGCGGUUACGUCUGACGGCGACAUGAGCACGCGGUAUAGCGCAACGUCGGAAUUGCAAGUUCUAACGGCAGAAGACGUUCCUGGUCCGGUGACGAAUCUUACUGUUCAGAAUGAAACUGAUCUGGAAAAACCACGGCAACUUGUCGUGAGAUGGGAGCGUCCGAAGGAAAGAGACCUAAAUGGAAUUAUCGUGCGAUAUUAUAUAUUCUGUUCUAAUAUGGACAAACUGUAUAACACAACAUCAUCAGUUCAAUUUUACAAAAUACCGCUGUUCAUUAACAACACGGUCGACAUAGCAGUACAGGUAUGGGCUGCAACAAGAGCCGGAAACGGAACACCUACUGAUAAUGUUAUCGCAGUGUCUCCUGGAGCCCCUUAUCGUGCAAUCGAAACUCCGACUACUCCUCUGACAAAAACAGCGGAUGUUCCUGUUGAUGACAAUAAGAAGAUGAUUGCGGUGCUGCUCCCAAAAACAUUUCUGUGUAAUAAUGCCAAUGGCUUGCCAGAUACUUGGGGUGUAAUAGUUGCUCAGGAUGGCACAGAAAAUGAAAUCCCGUUUGUUGGAAGCCGUGAAAAAUACAACAACCGAUCAACAAGCGAUUAUAAAAAGUGGUACCAAGUCAAAGACGAUGAUAAAAUGUGGCCAUACAUCGCAACGUCAAAUUGGACCCCACAGUGUAAUACAGAACAUAAAACACGUCGCCGUCGCUCGGUCGAAGACAACACAAUUAACUUCAUUGUUGGUUCUGACGAUUGUUCAAACAACAAAGGGUACUGCAACGGGCCAUUGCAACCAGGCCGUUCAUACAGAGUGAAGUCAUUUGCUUGCACAACAACUGGAUGCACAGAGACGUUAUAUUCUCAUCCUAUUCAAACAGCACCUAAUCUCGUUCCUGCAAUCGUUGGUGGUCUAGCUGCAGCUGUUGCAGUCAUCGCAGUUGUGACUCUCAUUGUAUACACAAAACGUACCGGGAAAUUAUGUUUUUCAAGAAAGACAGUUGAAAGAGAACAAAAAGGUGGAGAUAUUGAAAUACCGGAAGUAGAAACUCCAUCUACGGAAUAUAUUUUCAAGCCUGGUCCAGUUCGAUUGUCCGAAUUUUCAGAAUAUGUAGCCAGAAUGCAUAGAGACAGUAAAAUGCUGUUUUCGGAUGCAUUUAAGAUGCUGCGAGACAAGAGUCCUGGCCAUCCGAUAACGGCGGCUGAUACCCAACAAUGCAGGCCUAAGAACCGCUACACGAAUAUUAUGCCUUUUGACCACUCCCGAGUGAAGCUCCGUGCUCUAGACGACGUAGAAGGAUCGGACUUUAUCAAUGCGAAUUAUAUCCCUGGCAACAACUCUCGCCGCGAAUACAUAGCAACCCAAGGCCCCAUGCAGAUGACGUUUGAUGAUUUUUGGCGCAUGAUCUGGGAACAAAAUGUUGACGCGAUUGUUAUGCUUACAAAAUUGGCGGAAAAGGGGCGGAUCAAAUGUGACCAAUAUUGGCCGAACGCGACCGAGCCAGUGUUCUACGGUGAAGUGGUUGUCUCCAUCAAGUCCGAGUCAAACCUCUCUGACUACACAUUGCGGAUUUUCGAGAUCAAAACAUCCAAGGGGCCGAGUCGGAUAGUGAAGCAAUUCUGGUACCUGAAAUGGCCUGACAUGGGUUGUCCCGAAGAUCCACAGAUGUUGUUAGACUUUGUGAAGUCUGUCCGAGAACAUACCCACAGGCCUGACAGGACAAAUCCCACCGUUGUACACUGCAGUGCCGGUGUGGGAAGAACGGGGACGUUCAUUGCGGUCGAUCAUUUGCUGCAGUAUAUCCGCAACCAUGACACCGUAAAUAUCUACCAACUGGUUUUGGACAUGCGUGAACACCGGGUCAACAUGGUGCAGACUGAGGACCAGUUCAUCUACAUUUAUGAAUGUCUGAAGGCGUUUAUCAACACUGAUGAGGAGGACGAGGAACCUAUUUAUCAGAAUGGUGACUUUGGCGCGGAAAAUAUCUACGAAAAUGCUGGAUUUCGAAAGGAAACAUAAAUAUAGAUAACUUUUAUAAGUAGACAGUUUCUACAAGCAUUUUUUUAUUAUCUUCAGAAAUGUUUCUAUAUAUCGGUAUACAACUAUACCGUAUCUUCCAGUCAUUUCAAAACAAAUAUGAGUGUUUUAAAAAUUUAUCGAAACCUGAACGCGAUGAGAACAUCAAAUAGGUGCGUCGAAAAGGUGCGUCGAAAUGAUUGUUCUGGAAAUUCAAUUAAAGCUAUCAUAAACGUGCAGAGGACUUACACAGUCUUUGGAGAGUGUGUAAUCAUUAUGUUUUUAAUAAAACAUUUAUAACCAGAUAUAGUUUAUUACAACAGUGUUUGUUUUAAUUGUCUUAGCAUGUUAGCUGUGUGUACGUUUUAUAUACAACAAUAUUAUUAUGGAUUAUAUACUGCUAGAUUAAUUUUGGUGUCUGAUGUGAAUGAAUUUGGCAUAAUUAAUUUUUCUUAAUUUAACCAUUUAAUGUGUGAUUGUAAAAUGUAUAAUUAGAAUCAUGAUUUUAAAUUAUGUCAAAAUCGUGAUUUCUUGUUAUGAUUGCAUUAUAUCAUAUCUAUAUUAAUUAUUAUAUAUACUUUAAAUGUCAUAAAUUCAUAUUAUAUGCAUUUUUACUUUUCAAUUAACGUCCAUUUCAUGCUUUUAUAUUUUUUGCAGUUAAAGACAUUUAUACGUUGCUUAAUCACUUAUUUCAUUAAUUAUGAAACAAUCAUAAUAAUUGAGUAUGUUGUAUGAAGAUAAUUUAUCCUUUGUUUGCCUCUAUACUAAUCGGAAAUAAACUAUUUAAAGCAUGUUUU